GAGCUGUGGGCGUCUCUUUAAGAGCGGCCGGCCGGCCCGGCCUCCGCCUCUCAGUCCGUGGAGUGCCCACGGUCACCUGGAGCUCGCGGGGCAGCCAGACUGCUCCCUCCACGGAGGUGGGAGAGGGGCUCCGGUCGCUAGUGCCCAGAGCUGCCUGGGAGCGUGGCCGGCCAGCGCCUCUCCGCGGCGGAGGAUGCGGGAGCGCAUCUGGGCGCUGCUGCUGCGGCUGCUGCUGCUACCGCCGCGGCUGUGGGGCGCCCCCCGGACAGCCCGCCCCGAGCCGGAGCCUGAGCCGGGGCCUUUGCAGCCCUUCGACCUGCUCUACGCCAGCGGCGUGGCCGCCUACUACGGCGGGGACUACGAGCAAGCCGUGCGCGACUUGGAAGCGGCGCUGCGCAGCCACCGGCGCCUGCGGGAGAUCCGCGUGCGCUGCGGCCGCCACUGCGCCGCGCGCCGCCCGCUCGCGCCCUCCGGCGUCGGGGCCGGGGCCGAGCUGCCCGUGUUCCGCGCCUUGCUGGAGCGGGCGCGCUGCUACCGCAGCUGCGAGAGCCAGCGCCUGGGGGGGCCCGCGUCCCGCCACCGCGUCAGCGAGGAUGUGCGCAGCGACUUCCAGCGCAGAGUGCCCUACAACUACCUGCAGCGCGCCUACAUCAAGCUUAACCAGCUGGAAAAGGCAGUAGAAGCAGCCCAUACAUUUUUUAUGGCCAACCCUGAGCACAUGGAAAUGCAGCAGGACAUCGAGAACUACAGAACAAUGGUGGGCGUUGAAGCAUUGCAGUUGGUAGAUCGAGAAGCCAAACCACACCUGGAGAGUUACAGUACAGGAGUCAAACAUUAUGAGGCUGAUGACUUUGUGCUGGCUAUCAAGUACUUCGAACAGGCUUUAAGAGAAUAUUUCAAUGAAGAGAUGGAGUGUCGAAUCCUGUGUGAGGGGCCUCAGAGAUUUGAAGAGUAUGAAUAUUUAAGGUAUAAAGGUGGUCUCUAUGAAGCCAUUGCAGAUCACUACAUCCAGGUGCUGGUUUGUCAGCAUGAAUGUGUGAGGGAACUUGCCACCCGCCCUGGCCGUCUCUCACCGAUUGAGAAUUUUCUCCCCCUGCAUUAUGACUACCUACAGUUUGCCUACUACCGAGUUGGUGAAUAUGUGAGAGCAUUGGAGUGUGCUAAGGCUUAUCUUCUACUCCAUCCGGAUGAUAAGGAUGUCCUAGACAAUGUCGAUUACUAUGAGAGUCUGUUGGAGGACAAUAUUGACCCAGCAUCCAUUGAGGCCAGAGAGGAUAUGGCCAUGUUCAUAAAACGUUAUAAACUGGAAUCACAACUCAUAAAAUCAGCUGCAGAGGGGCUGGGAUUUUCAUACUCUGAACCGAAUUAUUGGAUCCGAUAUGGAGGACGACAGGAUGAGAAUCGGGUCCCCUCAGGAGUGAGCACAGAAGGGGCAGAAGUUCAUGGAUUGUCAAUGGGAAAAAAAUCAUCAUCCAAGAUAGAACGAGACCUCAGAGAGGGUGGCCCCCUGCUCUAUGAGAACAUCACGUUCGUCUACAACUCGGAACAGCUGAAUGGAACUCAGCGGGUUCUCCUGGACAAUGUCCUAUCUGAAGAACAGUGCCGGGAGCUUCACAGCGUGGCCAGUGGAAUUAUGCAUGUUGGUGAUGGAUACAGAGGAAAAACUUCACCCCAUACACCCAAUGAAAAAUUUGAAGGUGCAACUGUCCUGAAAGCACUCAAAUUUGGUUACGAAGGCCGAGUCCCACUGAAGAGCGCCCGUCUGUUUUAUGACAUCAGUGAGAAGGCUCGAAAGAUUGUAGAAUCCUAUUUCAUGCUGAAUUCAACCCUGUACUUUUCCUAUACACACAUGGUCUGCCGAACAGCUCUGUCUGGUCAACAGGAUAGAAGAAAUGACCUCAGUCAUCCCAUCCAUGCUGACAACUGUCUUCUGGACCCAGAGGCCAACGAGUGCUGGAAGGAGCCCCCUGCCUACACAUUCCGGGACUACAGUGCACUCCUAUACAUGAACGACGACUUUGAAGGAGGAGAAUUUAUAUUCACUGAAAUGGAUGCCAAGACUGUGACUGCCUCUAUAAAACCAAAGUGUGGGCGUAUGAUCAGCUUCUCAUCUGGAGGAGAGAACCCUCAUGGGGUGAAGGCAGUCACCAAAGGCCAGAGGUGUGCUGUGGCUCUGUGGUUUACCUUGGACCCACUCUAUAGAGAAUUGGAGCGAAUAAAGGCCGAUGAAGUGAUCGCAAUCCUGGAUCAAGAACAGCAAGGGAAGCAUGACCUGAAUAUCAACCCCAAAGAUGAACUAUAAAAAUGAGAAAGAACACUCUAUCAGAUAUUUAUUUAAAUUGUUAAUCUUAUGAGAACUUCUUUAUUUUUGUACAGAACAUGGUAUAAAUUAACAGGUUAAUAUGAGUCACCAGAUCUCCCUUCUGUUCCUAAGGAUGCUUGCUUUGCCUCAUUCAGUCUGUCUUUCUUGGUUUUUCAUCAUUUCAUCUCUUAAAGCCAGUUAUCCUUGUCCCCACUGCACUCAAAAGUGCAUGCGCGUGCACACACACACACACAGAGACACACACAUAUACAACUACUUCAUUUGCUGCAAUGCAAAAGCUCAACCAGAAAGAAUUAAGUUCAUUUGUGGCAAAACUUCAGCUCUUGUGCUUGGUCUAUUUCCAAGGUCAGACUGUGCCUUGGUCUCCGAAGGCCUUCUAUGCCAUUCAGUCAGCUUCUCAUGGUGCUCAGGGGCUGAGGAACCUGAGGGGUGUUCCCCAUUGCCUCCUACAUCACUGGCCUCGGGGCCCCCAGGCUCAGAGAAGGAAUUCUAUGAUAAGUCCUGCAUGAGCCAGCUGUCAGCCUCUCCAGGCCAUGGCAGAGUUUUUGACUCUGGUAUUUUCACCAGAGAACAAACUUACACUGGAAGCUUUGUUUUACCCUCCACAGGGAUCUAGAAAGAAGAGGCCUAUGAGCUGUGCCUUUGAAAAAGUUGUUCAGGGGUUAACAUAGAAUGACUCUUCAUCCCAGUUACUUUGGAAGAAACGCUAAUCCCACCUGAGUCAUUGCCGCAUUGCUGGAGAGUGGGGUUCACUGGUGAGAUGGGACAUUUUGUAAGAAAAAAUGGACUUCAGAGCAAUUCCAGUUUUCAUCUGCACAUAUUUUGGCGGCCUCUCCUCUUGGCUGCUGCUGUUCAACCCAUGGAUUCAUGCUUGUGUCUGAUUUGUUUAAUAAAGGGAGCCUUAUUUUAAUACCUGGCAUUUACUCUUCCUCUCCCAAAUGUUUGUUUUAUCUUCAGGCAAUGGUUUUGUGGUCCCACAGGAACUUUGGGACAACCCAAGAAGAAGUCAAAUGCCCUGACCUACUUUGCUGGUAGACAUUCUGGGACUGCAAGGGAGCUGGGAACACUGCUUUUGAGGGAAAGAGAUGUUUAGAAAACAGGUGUCAGUGUGGAGAACACCUGGCCCUUGACUCAAGUCCAAGAAAGACGCAGUCCCAGGACAUUUGAGAGGUAUGAGGAGCUGGAUUCUCACCUAGAGGAACCUGCUUCUCUAGCCAGUGGGAGAUCACUUGCCCCCACUAUGGCAGAAGAGAGGGAGUGACCCAUAAAAAGCCAGCAAAUCAAAACACUUUUUAGAAAUCACAUUUACUUGCUGCCAUUUAUGAUUGUGGUAAAUGGCAAGAGCAUUCAUCCUUUGAGACUGAAAAAUUGAGUCAUCAUGAUUUAUGUGGCAUCUGUUUUCCACUUAGCCUUCUGUUGCAUGUUCAUCAUGGGAGAGUGGAAAGAGCAUUAGAUUAUAAUCCCAUCUCUAUCAAAUAUGCCCACUGUGUGACCAGGACCUAUUCUUUUCCCUUUCUGAGCUUCAAUUUUCUUCUCUGAAAAUUAUAUAAUUGCUCUUAAUUGUUUCCAAAAGCCUUCCUUCUUACUCUAAAUACAAAACAAAUAAAAAAAAAACAAAAACAAAAGUGAUUCUAGAAACAUUCACAAAUAUAACCAAAUUUCCUUCUUACUGACAUGUUGAGAAUCGGUGAAUGGGCUCAUUAUGUGUAGUAGAUGUGCUUUUACACCUUCAGCCCAAUUCUUGGGCUAAUGUUCCUGCGCUUUGAAAGGGUGGCUUGCUAUUUGUUUGCUCUCACUGUGAAGUGUUUUUUGGCACUCAGAUGUGCUGAUAGGAGGAUCUGGGCAUGGAUCUAAUUUCUGUUUUCGGGCAACAAGGCAUCAACAAAGAAAACAGUCUUUGGCUCCUAGCAGUUUCCACAUCCUGGGUGCUCUGGGUCCUCUGGGGAAGGCAGGCACCUCGGCACUGAUUCUGCCAUUCAGCCCCAUGGAAAGUGGGUGCAAGCUUCCAGAGGUGCCCUUAUGUUACAGCCAGGUCUGUCUGUACCAUUUGCUGACAACGGAGUCGUUUUUCCUGUUUUGCAGGUCAGCCAUGUUGUUUUACACCUGGGUCAGGCACAAUAUAGCAUUUAUUUUUUAAUCUGCUCUACAUCAAACCAUAUAUAAUUUCAUUCAAAUAGUAAGGGAGUGUCAUCCCAUGACUUCUAAAAAAAUCCAGCUCAGAAAUUUCGGUCUGUGCACUACGGUGAUCCUGUGUGUGGAAAGAUGGAAAAGUCCGUCAGUUUUUGGUAGCUUUCCUUGCUAAAGGAGGCCACAGAAAUCACAGUUCAAUCACAUCCUUCUCUCUGGGAGAAAACUGAGGCUCAGAGUUGGAAAAAAUGAUUUUGUAGUUAUAGAUUCUAGCAGGCAGAGCCUGCUGCUGAGCUGAGUUGUGUGGAAAUGCCCGCCAGGGGGCCCAUGGGGCUGGGAUCCCCACGCAGAGCUGCACAGACCAGAGGUGGUGCUUUCUCACCCAGCUCUGGCCCUGCAGGGCUGUGCCUUGUAGAAAGGGCGCUUCACCUAACUCUCACAGGAGGGCUGUGUGUGCCUGAGGCAGCCCAGACUGGAAAGCCCAGUUUUUACGACUGCAAGUCUAAUGCUCUUCACUGGUAUCUCUUGGGGAACUAACUACCUCUGGUCUUGAUGAUUACCCCUUCCUCUUGUAAAAAGGCUGCACUUUUACACAGCUCUUGUUUUCUCUGAUCAUUGCAUCGAUGUUCAUAACAGGCUAACACUCUAAGAACACCAGGAGAUAUUCUGGACCCAGAUUCUGAAACCCAUUUUGCAGAAGAGGAAAUGAAGAGUAGUAGAGGGAAGUGAGAACUGUGUUCACUCAGCUCAGCACGUCCAUGUCCGAGAGAGAAUGAGGAGAGAUGGUUACUCCUCGAUCAUGUAUCCAGAAAUACAAAAUAAUAUGUUAGCAUGAAGAAAAAAUAUGAUUUUUAUAAAAUCAUAUAAUGUAUUUACAUAAUAAUAUGCUUAAAUAUGACAGUGAAUACAGAGGCUUAAUUUAAUGGGUUCAGCCCCAUUUUUGAGCAAAUACUGUGUGCCAGGUGCUACUUUUGUGAUGCCCACAAAAGUAAAGAGGGUUCUGGGUAGUUCCUGUUUCCCUCUCCCUCCAAAGCAGUGAGAAUCUUAAACUUCAGUUUUGUCUAGAGAAAACACUGCUUGCUACAAGAGACUGGUGUGUUCUUCAGAGCUCUGGAUGUAAAUUGUUUGACAAGGAAAUUUUAGUUUUAAUGCCGUCUUCAUGAUUACUGUGUAUAUAGCAUUUUUUUUGUUGUUGGCACUUACUCAGUUGAGGAGAAGCCAUGGAAUGAGUCAGUCUCAUUUAAUAA
This is a messenger RNA of Talpa occidentalis (Iberian mole), 5697 nucleotides long. RefSeq names its product prolyl 3-hydroxylase 2 (gene P3H2). The record is from RefSeq and is a predicted model, not a curated record. NCBI's taxonomy places the organism in Eukaryota, Metazoa, Chordata, Mammalia, Eulipotyphla, Talpidae. Gene Ontology annotation, molecular function: protein binding; L-ascorbic acid binding; procollagen-proline 3-dioxygenase activity. Gene Ontology annotation, biological process: collagen metabolic process. Gene Ontology annotation, cellular component: endoplasmic reticulum.